CUAGAAAAUACUCUUCACAUCAACAAACGAUGAUAGCUAAAUGAUUCUUUGUUCAUCACUCAACUCGCGGAGACUCAUUCAGUUUCUUCUGUGCCUUCGGAGUGGAAAGAUCUCGCAAAAGGAAUUCAAAAGUGCUGUGAAAUGUUGAAAAUCUUUCUUUGUGCCCUACUUCUUGUGAUGCUCAAUGGAGCUCACAGCACAAACCCGCCUAAAUGGGAGAAAGUUCAUACGGUUAAGGGUAAUCUGAUCAUCCCCUAUGCGGAGAUCAGUGAACCCUUCUAUGCGUGGUACGAUGAGAACUCUGGACGCUCAAGGAUUGACUACUACGGUGGAAUGGUGAAGACGUACCAGUUGACGCACAGUGGUACCUUCGGGACGUCCCUCAAAGUAGCUCCCGUAACCACAGACGACACCCUCAAUCACGUUACCUGCCUCCAGGUAAAUGGAACAGACGACAACAAGAUUGAAGUGCAAAGUGUCCUGCCAAAUGCAAAGGAUUUCCGCUUAAUCGGCACAGAAGACGUCGUAGGGUUGCCAUGUGAUAAGUUCUACUACGAAGAGGUCAUUGGACAGAAGAAGAACACGUACACACUGUGGGUGCGCUACAAGAAAUCCCCAAAGUAUCCUGCUGCUAGGAUGCCAAUCCCCGUGCGGUAUGAGAUGCGAGGGUUCAAUACACUCCUUGGCUCACACUAUGAUCACUACUACCUCGAGUACGACUACUACAGUCACGAAGACAUUCCCGAUGAGAUCUUCGAAGUGGACAUGGAUGAACCAUGCACGGGAUUCCCAGGGCCAGGAGCUGGACACUACGCUACGUUCAAUCCAAUGAAGGAGUUCGUGCAUCCGCGCUCAACGGAGCACGUUGAGGAUGAAUUCAGGCGAUUCAUUACCAAGCACGGGAAGGAUUUUGGGAGUGACGUUGAGCAGGAAUACAGAAGGAAUGUCUUUACUCACAAUCUCAGAUUCAUCCACUCAAUGAACCGAGCUAAACUUGGCUAUACUCUUGCUGUUAAUAAAUUAGCUGAUCGAACUGCAGACGAAUUGAAGGCUUUGAGAGGAUUUAGGCCAACAAAGGUGGAGGGUGGCAAUGGUGGUCAACCUUUUCCCUAUGACUAUGAGAAAAUGGCGGAAUCCCUUCCAGAGCAGUACGACUGGAGACUAUACGGAGCUGUUACACCUGUUAAAGAUCAAUCUGUUUGCGGUUCAUGCUGGUCUUUUGGCACCAUUGGAGCCAUCGAGGGUGCGUUCUUCCUCAAAAAUGGCGGGAAUCUCGUGAGACUAUCUCAACAGGCUCUAAUUGACUGCUCAUGGGGAUACGGCAACAACGGAUGCGAUGGUGGUGAAGACUUCCGCGUGUAUCAGUGGAUGAUGAAGCAUGGCGGUGUCCCAACUGAGGAAGAAUAUGGCGGCUAUCUGGGUCAAGAUGGCUACUGCCACAUUGAGAAUGUAACCCUCGUUGCUCCAAUCACGGGCUUCGUUAAUGUCACCCCCAACAAUGUGAACGCCUUCAAGGUGGCCCUCUUCAAGCAUGGACCCCUCUCUGUAGCCAUUGACGCCUCACAGAAGACCUUCAGCUUCUACUCUCAUGGCGUCUACUACGACAAAAACUGCAAGAAUGACGUAGAUGGGCUGGAUCAUGCUGUCCUAGCUGUUGGGUAUGGCAUAAUGAACGGAGAGCAGUAUUGGCUCGUCAAGAAUUCCUGGUCCAACUACUGGGGCAACCAGGGGUACAUUCUCAUGUCGGCGCGUGAUAAUAAUUGCGGUGUCAUGACGUCACCUACCUACGUGACAAUGUAAGGACUUAUGGCGUCUUUUUUACGGGAAUUCUUCCUAAUUUUUCGAACUUGUUCUUUCUAUAAAAAAAUAAAUCUGAAAACUAAUAAAGAGGCUCAAUCAAUUAUAAAAGAGAAA
Lutzomyia longipalpis is the source of this 1914-nucleotide messenger RNA. It is a transcript of the gene 26-29-p, whose product is annotated as digestive cysteine proteinase 1. The record is from RefSeq and is a predicted model, not a curated record. Gene Ontology annotation, biological process: immune response. Gene Ontology annotation, molecular function: cysteine-type endopeptidase activity. NCBI's taxonomy places the organism in Eukaryota, Metazoa, Arthropoda, Insecta, Diptera, Psychodidae. Gene Ontology annotation, cellular component: lysosome. Bases 142 to 1800 code for a protein of 552 amino acids. The transcript has 5 exons.